AAAAGGCUCAUGAAUUUGUUUGGAAGGAUUAAGCUUCAGCAUAUAUAUAUAGAGAGAGGAAUGCUGUAGCUGAUUGUUUGGCUACUUGGGGUCACAACUUGGAUCCGGGCUUCUGCUUGAGGGGAGUCCUGCCUGGCCUGGGCUCUGUUGCUUGAUGUUUCGUUGGGGUUUGGUGUCUGCGGGUUUUCCCCCUUUCUUCAUAAAAGAAAAACGUAUGGAAUCUCUUAGCGCUUGUUGAAGGGCCUUAAUCUUGAUCAGUUCGUGCUCUUCGUCAUGGAACUGUGAGGAAGCAUCAUAAGGGAUAUGAGGAGGUCAUUCCCCCAACACCAACAGCACAAAUGAAAACCUGGGAAAAGCUGAUUGAGAUAACGGAGUUAGAUGAAUUCGCUGAAGCUGCUUUUCGUGGUUAUAAUUCUCUGAACCGUAUUCAGAGCCGCAUAUUUCAUACUAUUUAUUACACUAAUGGAAAUAUACUAGUUUGUGCUCCAACAGGAGCUUGCAAAACAAACAUAGCUAUGAUUUCUAUUCUACAUGAGAUUGCACAGCACUUCAAAGACGGUUACUUGCAUAAAGAUGAAUUUAAGAUAGUUUAUGUUGCACCAAUGAAGGCAUUAGCUGCAGAAGUUACAUCAACUUUUAGCCAUCGCUUAUCUCCAUUGAAUAUAACUGUGAGAGAACUUACUGGAGACAUGCAACUUUAUAAGAAUGAACUUGAAGAAACUCAGGUCACUUUUAUCAAAUUCUGUGUGCUCUGUGUGCUUUUAACUGGUACCCAAAAGAGGAAAAUGAAAACGUUAAUGGCUUCACUUUCUUCUUAUUCAGAUGAUAGUCGCAACACCUGA
This is a messenger RNA of Prunus persica (peach), 842 nucleotides long. Its product is annotated as DExH-box ATP-dependent RNA helicase DExH14-like. Bases 339 to 842 code for a protein of 167 amino acids. Lineage: Eukaryota; Viridiplantae; Streptophyta; Magnoliopsida; Rosales; Rosaceae. The record is from RefSeq and is a predicted model, not a curated record. The transcript has 5 exons. Gene Ontology annotation, molecular function: nucleic acid binding; ATP binding.